AUGCCAAGCGCGCCGUGGAAGAAUACAAAUGAAUACGUUGAGGUCAACAAACUGCGUCGGACAGGUGGUAUCGCGAAAGCAGCUACAUCCUGUUGUUAUUCUGACGUAGAGGAGGGUUCAACAUCAAAGAAUGAGUCCAAAGCAUCGACGCGAUCAGAAAGUGGGCGCAAUAGUCAGGAGUGGCAAAAGGAUCCGCAGAGAAUUGGUGAAACAAUGCACCUUGAUGAUAUCUGGACGCCGGCCUAUUACGGAGAUGAGGAGAAAUUCGAUAAAGAAGGAACGAAAUCUGGCAAAACGUGGAUCCUCUUCUCCACGAAGGACGGUGACCUCAAGUUGAUGAAGGGUCUGCAAGGAAAAUCCUACCCUAUAACCGGUCAUUACGAGGUCGAAAUUCAUGGCCAAGUUUACAAAGGAAACCUGCUCUCUGAAUUAAUUAAGAAUGUGCGAGAAAAGAAGAGUGACACAGGUGAGGCAGAGCAGCGUAAAUGUGCCUCACUCGUUUACUACAGGGACUUGAAGCGGUUUGCAGGCUCCAAGAAAAUUGAACCAUUUGAGAAGAAGGAAGACGCUAAAACCAUUGGAAAGGGUGAAUUCGGUGAAGUUACAUUAAGAAGAUAUCGGCAGGAGGCCAAUGGUAAAACAUCGUCAGUGAAAGUGGCGGUGAAGCGAAUCAAACAGACGUCCAGACGUGCUCUUGUCGGGGCCAUGGAGGUGGCGGUAAUGUGCACCCUCCACAUGGACUCCACCUGCGACAAGCGGCAUCUUCUGCCUCUCGUCGGCUGGUACGUGGAAGCCGAGUAUCUCUAUGUGGUCACCGAGUUCAUGUCUGGUGGCACGUUGUUGGAUUACCUCCAAUCACUCCAACUGAGGAGUGAGGAGGAUGCGGAGGAGAGGGAGGAGAAGGACCAUAAGCAGUGUCUUGAAUUCCACCGGUUUGUGUCUGAAAUCGCCACAGGCAUGUGCGUUCUCGAGGCCAAACGGAUUCAGCAUCGCGAUUUGGCAGCCCGCAACAUUCUCCUCACUCGCGGUCAUCAAAUCAAGAUAAGGGGAGUAGCAAUAGAGAAGAAGAAUGAAGUUUACAAAAAUCCAGGCUUCAUGAGCGCUGCUGAAUAG
This is a messenger RNA of Echinococcus granulosus, 1113 nucleotides long. RefSeq names its product Tyrosine-protein kinase STK. The record is from RefSeq and is a predicted model, not a curated record. Lineage: Eukaryota; Metazoa; Platyhelminthes; Cestoda; Cyclophyllidea; Taeniidae. Gene Ontology annotation, molecular function: ATP binding; protein tyrosine kinase activity. The transcript is spliced from 7 exons. Gene Ontology annotation, biological process: protein phosphorylation. Bases 1 to 1113 code for a protein of 370 amino acids.